AUGCGGCGUGUUCUCCUCACCUCGAGUCAAGUGUCCAUGCUGGCCACGGCCUCUAUGAGUAAGGCUGCAACUUCUCCCCCACAAACAUUCCAAGUAAAAAAGGGCGAAUUGGUUUCUAAUUCUCGAUCACGCACAGUUCUUCUUUGUGCAAGCGCUCUCUUUCUCAGUGGUUACGCCAUUCAGCAGCGGACUCUGCGGGAGCUGCGAGCAGCUAUCCGGCCGCGCCAGUCUCCCAAGGCGCAUCUACCCGAAGAGUUCAGGGGAGCCCUCGCGGAUCUGGAUGAAGGCUCGCUGCUCGUGAUUGAAACAGAGGCGCAACGAUGGUCUAGGGAAGCUCGAGAAUUGAACCCCCAGAUCAAGGUAUCGGAUGCAGAGAUUCAGGUGGAGGAGACUCCGGUAGAGUCUAAGCCGGAGCCGGAGCCGGAGCAGAAAGAGGAGGAACACAAGGAACAGAGCGUUGCCGUGCCUGAUGGCGAACCGACAAAGGAGCAACUGGCAAUGCUUGCAACAAUCCAGAAGAGCGUCGCGGACAAGUCCUGGGCUGUGGAACACCCUGAUCCGCUGGCUAAGAACAAGGCUCCGAUUUCAGCAGCAGAGCGCCGCAAGUUGAUCAAGGAUGAGAUCAAGAGGCUGGCCCAGUCAGACAGGCCCGUCUACUACCAGAGGAGGCUGUGGUGA
Molecule: messenger RNA, 678 nt
Organism: Trichoderma aggressivum f. europaeum
Lineage: Eukaryota; Fungi; Ascomycota; Sordariomycetes; Hypocreales; Hypocreaceae
Exons: 1
Coding region: 1-678 (225 amino acids)
Source: RefSeq, a predicted model, not a curated record